ACGCAAUUCACAUAAGCUCAGUCUCAGCUAAAUCAAAUUACAUGGCUUCAUUUUCAAUCACUUCCAUUAUCACCUUAUCUCGCCUUUCUCUCUUUCGAUUCACCACAUCCACUCCUCCACUAUCUUCUUCAAAUCAACUCUUUUACUCCAUAAAACCUAAGGAUCCAACUCGAUUUCGUUUGUUCUCAAUGGCAUCGGAGCCCAAAGAAUCGCCUGCUAACAACCCUGGUCUUCAAGCCAGACCGGAUGAGGCCACCAAAGGAUACAUCAUGCAACAAACCAUGUUUCGAAUUAAGGACCCCAAAGUCAGUCUUGAUUUCUAUUCUCGCGUGCUGGGGAUGUCGCUACUUAAGAGGCUGGAUUUCCCUGAAAUGAAGUUUAGCCUCUACUUUUUGGGCUAUGAGAAUACUGUAUCAGCUCCAAGUGACCCAGUUGAAAGAACUGUUUGGACCUUUGGGAGACCAGCUACAAUUGAGCUAACGCACAAUUGGGGAACUGAAAGUGAUCCGGAAUUCAAAGGUUAUCAUAAUGGAAAUUCAGAACCUCGUGGCUUUGGGCACAUUGGUAUCACUGUUGAUGACACAUACAAGGCUUGCGAGAGGUUUGAAAGUCUUGGAGUGGAGUUUGUAAAGAAACCCGAUGAUGGAAAAAUGAAGGGCCUAGCAUUCAUUAAAGAUCCUGAUGGCUAUUGGAUUGAAAUCUUUGACCUCAAAAAUAUUGGAAAAAUAACUAGCAGUGCUGCUUGAUAUGGUGUGGGCCAAAGUUGAGGUAAGCUAGGAUGGCAUUCAUUGGGCUUCACGAAAUUUGCAAUUUAAUUUGGAUUUCUUUAAAGAGAUGGCAUUGUGUAUUCGUGCUUUGGUGUGACCUCCAUUACUUUCCAGAGUUAAACUUUCUACCCAGUAAUAAAAGUUUGGUUGAAGCUGCUGUCCAGUGUCUCUCUCUUUUAUUGUCAUUGGAGGAUGUUAAGAAGUGAUACGAUUUUACAUAUUCAAGCUCAGGACCUGUCUGUAUUCUGCUUUUGAUAUUUACAGCAGACUAAACAUACCUUUUUCAUAAAAUAUUUGCACCAUAUGAAGGGCAGGAGGAGAAUUCAUGGAGGCGUGUUCAUAUGUUAUUAAAGACGAGAGUUUGAUGAAUUUAAGUAAGAAAUAAUACAACAUGAAUUCACUGCA
This is a messenger RNA of Mangifera indica (mango), 1172 nucleotides long. RefSeq names its product lactoylglutathione lyase. Lineage: Eukaryota; Viridiplantae; Streptophyta; Magnoliopsida; Sapindales; Anacardiaceae. The transcript has 9 exons. The record is from RefSeq and is a predicted model, not a curated record. Bases 42 to 746 code for a protein of 234 amino acids. Gene Ontology annotation, molecular function: metal ion binding; lactoylglutathione lyase activity.